AUGUCAAACCGCCCGAACGGUAGCCCAGCUCCAAUCACUAAUGGCAGUGCCGAAAACUCUGAAAAGGGAGGACUUCCCCCAAAGAUUCGACUCGACGUCCCCAAGUUGCACUCCCUGCCCUCAGAACAGCAGGACCUCUACCUCUUCACCUUUACCGUCGAGCUCGAGAAAUAUGCGAGUUCGCUGGAGUACGAGGCACUAUGUGCCCAGCAAACGGAUUUGACCAAGGAAACGCUCCAGAUUAUUAACCUAUCCUCCCCAAUACCCUCCAAGGCUGUUAGGAAUAAUCUGGGACGAUGUUACGCCAUCAUAUUGGGCAAAGGCAACAGGAAGACGCUAUUCGAGUCGGUUGAUCAGCUAAUCGCUGUGGCCAACGCAGGCAAGGGCGAGAGAGAACUCCACAAUAAGCAUGCCGCCGUUCAUUGCCUCGGAGAAAUCUACAACGCCGCUGGGGACAGUGCGAUCAAUCUCUCGAGUCUAGUGUGCUCGAGUCUACUUCGCCUUUUGAAAGCUGCACAAAGUCAUGCAGGGUUACGGGCAGCUAUAUUUCAGGCUCUUGGAAAAGUGGUUGGAAUGAUUCAGGGUUCGAUUGAAGACUCAAUUGCGAGGGACAUUUGGAAAGCUGGAAGAACAGCAGCUUCGGGAGAUAAGGCAGCUUUGGUACAAGCGAGAGCAUGCCAUUGCCUGCAAAAGCUGAUAUCCUACACAAACUGUUUCGAGACAACUGGUGACUUUGAAAACUUGAAGGCUGCGAUCUGGAAAGCAUUUGAAACGUCCGCUCCUGCUGCUCGACAUGCUGCCGCUUCCUGUCUUGCUUCGGCGCUUGUCAAAUCCUAUUCGGAGGACGCUCUCUCGAAAUCGUCUACGAAAGCCCGGAAACCGAAGAAAGUCAAUAGGAACCAGGCUGUAUUGGAAGAGGCAGAGGAAGAGAUCACAAGGCCAGGGUCCCCUUCAGGGAAGAAGACCGCCAUGAAGCUAGAACUCUCUCUUUCAGACAUUUUCAGACAACUCUCGUCACAGUAUCACCGCUCGACUACCAGCAAUAGGCUCAGAGCAGGUAUUGCGCACUGCUACAUAAAAGUCCUCAGCGGCUUGAACGCCUCAACCGUCGAGACAAACUAUGGUCAGAUUAUGAAUCACCUUAUAGCCGAGCUUUUGAGCAAUGCAUCAGUUACCCACGAUCGUUACCGGCUAUUACUGACGCGAAGAUAUGUGCAAAAGAUCUUGGCCGACUGUAUUGGUUCCAGAAUCCUUGGUGAGACCGGGCGGCUCAACGCAGCAAGGACUUUAAUCAACGAUGUGCUCAAGAACUACCCUCAAGUCCUGAAAGAAGUACCGGAGCCAUCAAAACAUACUCUCGUUGGCGUUCUGGAUGCUCUGGCUUCACUUAUCAAGUCAUUGGGAGCGGCUUUCACUUCCCUCGGCGACAGCUGUCGGGAGGCUCUUGUCCAGGUCUUGCAGCACCCAAGUUACACAGUGCAGAUCCAUGCUUCUCAUUGUCUGCGUGCUUUUGUGAUGGCAUGCCCACAACAGCUGCUAUCCUGUGCUUCCAUUUGCAUGAACAGUGUCAACAGAGAACUCAAUUUAUUGACUACUGUUCGCCAAUCCCCUCGUCGCUGCGUCGGAUAUGCUAAUGGGCUUGCGGCGGUCCUGAGCAUAUCGCCCUCGCAGCCACUUUACAGUUCACUCGAGAUUAGCUCGCGCGUUUUGUCCACCGCUAUCGAUCUACUCAAAUCAAGCAGUAAAGCCGAGCUACGUGUGGCCGGUACUCAAGUUCAAGUCUCUUGGAUCCUGAUAGGCGGUCUCAUGGCGCUAGGGCCAAAUUUUGUCAAGAUCCACUUGUCGCAGUUCCUAUUGCUUUGGCGAAACGCGCUGCCGAAGCCGCUGACAAGAGAGAACACUGCGCAGCGGCAGUCUUCAGAGAUUACGUAUCUAACCCACGUUCGGGAAUGUACUUUAGGAUCUAUACUUUCAUUCCUUGAGUUUAAUGGCAGACUGAUAACAACUGAUGUCGCCAAACGAAUUGCGACCAUGCUGCAAAAUACUGUCGAAUAUUUGGAAAAUUUACCACGCAAGAAGCUCAUCGAGGACGCGUCCCAAAGGCUGUUCUUUUCACUGCAACUACAAGACCUGGUUCUGAUGGUCCGUCGGAGGGUCCUCCAGUGUUAUUCAAGAUUGAUCAGCUUCAGUCCCCAAGCUAGCGGCGAGAUUCUCACACAAUCGAACCUUUUGACACUCGCCGUGACGCUGUUAGCAGAUCCAGAAAGCUAUGCACCGGGGACCCUUGGCUCGUCCAUUGCAAAUGCUGCAGGCACAUUUGAGAGUAUUUGGGAGGUCGCAGACAAUUCUGGCUUUGGUGUCACAGGUCUAGUCCGCGGGCAACUCAUCAAGGCACUACCAGGAGAGCACAGCACCACGCAACACGUUCGUUGGCGACAUCAUGGCGAUGACUUUUCGGAUAUUGACGAGACGCUCAUGGGUCCAAUUUGCGGUGCACAAGAACAUGACUCGGUAUGCCUCUAUACCAGUUCCGAGGACCAGGCCGAAAGUCUGCCAGAUCCACCGGCGACUGAGGUGGUUAAUUCUGCUAUCGUUCUCUUCGCCACAGCGUUUCCGCUCCACAGCUCAAGAGUUCAAGAAGGGGUACUAGAGCAGUUGGCUACUUUCUUGACGUCUACGAGCCUUCAACGAGAUCCUGGGAGAAAAGCAGCUGUUGCUGUCAAUACUGCUAUGGCCUUGUUGAGCGCGCUCAAGGUCGCCGUUGGUGAGACUAUGGCUGAACAUGGGGAUCUCAAGCAUCCCACAGUCGAAAAAAGCAUAGAGGAAAUACUAAGAGGCUUGGUGAUUGACCAGGAUCGUUCCAUCCGGUUCGUUGCUUAUGAGGCCAUAGGGAGACUCUGCAACAGUUCUGGAAAUACUUUUACCGCGAACGAGGUCAAUACGUUGAUCGAUAUUAUUGUUACCAACAGAGAUCCCAAUGCUCGUGCCGGAUGUGCAAUGGCUCUAGGGUCCAUACAUGCUCAAGUCGGAGGAAUGGCAGCAGGCUUCCAUCUGAAGAAGAUUCAUGGAGUGUUGAUGUCACUGUGCAGCGACCCGAACCCAACCGUGCAUUUCUGCGCAAUCGAAGCUCUAUCUCAGGUUGCUGACUCCGCCGGCCUGACAUUUUCAGGAUACGUCGCUAGCACACUGGGCCUACUGGCUCAGAUAUGGACAUGUGACAGCCACAACGAAGAGUCGGCUCUGACAGCAUCUUCCAAUCUCGAAAUCGCCUGGCCUAGCGCUACAGUAGUUGCACACAGCAUCGAUUCUCUUGUCAACGUCCUUGGUCCUGAUCUUCAAGACAUGAACAAAGCAAGGGAACUCAUGCUCAUUCUCAUGAAACAAUUUGCGGAAGACGAUCUGGCCGUUGUCCAAGCAGAGUGCUUACGCGCUUGGGAGCACAUGUACCUCUAUGAUUCCGGGCAUGUCGAUUUGACAGCUUAUGUGCGUCGUUUGCAAGGUAAACUUGAGUCAACCAACAGCAUCGUUCGGAAGGUGUCUGUGGAUGGGCUCUACAAUCUCAUGCGAAGGGAUGCCGAAUAUACCCUCGCGGUUGCCAAUGAAGGCUUAGAAGAUCAGCUGUGGCUCGCAUUGAACGAUAAGCCCGGAGAGGAAGGUAUCCGCAAUCUCGUUCAGUCUUGGCUUGGUCAGUCAGGCCUGACUGAAGCCGAGAAGUGGGUCUCGCGUUGCCAGCAUGUCCUUACUAAGGCGGCGAAAUCUCAACCUGAACCCGCUUCAGCCACAGAACCCAAGUCUGCAGCGCCAGAUUUGCAAGAUGAGGAAGUAGCUGGAUUUGCCUCAGGGGAUGGGAAAGACCAGAACGGCGCUCCGGUGCCUUCAGCAACUCAGGAGCUGCUGAGAUGGCAAACACGAGCUUUUGCAUUGCAAUGUUUGAGUGAUUUGGCGGCCAUGAUCGGUAAAGAAAUGGAAUCAGACCCGGACUCAGCAGCUGGUCAUGCCUUACAGGAUAAGAUCGCAGAGGUGAUCCGUUUGGCGUUUCUAGCAUCGACAGCCUCGGUCGUUGAAUUGCAGGUUGGAGGCCUGCAACUGAUUGAUCAAGUCCUGAAGAUAUUCGGGACCAUGCCAGACCCUGAUUUCUCGGAGGCCCUUCUACUCGAGCAGUACCAAGCCCAAGUCAGCUCCGCAUUGACACCAGCUUUUGGUGCGGACUCAUCGCCUGAUCUCGCUUCAGCAGCAGUAGAUGUAUGCGCAACCUUCAUUGCUACCGGCCUCGUUACCGAUGUCGAUCGCAUGGGUAGGAUUCUGAAGCUUUUAGUGACAGCAUUGGAAAGCUUUACAGAUGAUGCUCAGGACUCUGCGAUUGGCGAAUUGCGUGGUCUCAGUCCCAAUGCGCAAAUUAUGGUCAGGAUGGCAGUGCUGUCUGCAUGGGCCGAGUUACAAGUUGCUAGUACUGAACAAGAGUACCUCGUGAAAGUAAUGCAGCCACAUGUGGCCAAGCUUACUCCGCUGUGGCUCUCAUCAUUGCAGGAAUUUGCGCGCUUGAGGUUUGAGCCAGACAUCUCUAAUUCCAUGGGGCCAGCCAGACCAGACGAGGGUCUUGAUGUGGUAUAUGCCGCGUUCAAUCGGCAGACAUUACUCAAGUUCUACCAAGACUCAUGGCUCAAGCUCGUCGACGCUAUUGCCAGUCUGAUUGAUCAGGACAGCGACUUUGUUUUCGACGCGCUGGAUGGCAAGUCAAGCACUCCUAAGACCAACGGCACUGUUACCACAAAACAUGACAUCGACUACCGCGACGAACCUGCUGCCUUCUUCUUCGUUCUUUUUGGUAUUGUGAUCGAGGCAUUAACCACUAGGCCUGGUAGCGGCUCAGAAUUGCAAACCCUAGAGGUUCUUUCGGCGCUCAAAAGGAUACUUCAACCAUCUGUCUCUGGCAAUGCGGUCUUCCAAGACGCUGUGUUUGCAGAGACUAUGGAGCUCUUCGAUCGAUUGGCCCUUACUGAAGGUCUCGAUGUCCAACUUGUCAUUGUCGAUGUUGCGAGAAACAUGUGUCUCACGCACCCAUCUGCGAGAGGGGAAGAUAACAACGGAGAGCAUCUAUCAGAUGAUAUCGAGCAGCUCUUUGAGCUGACAAGAAUCAUCGUUCUGGUCCUUGCAGGCGUCUUGCCAAAUCUUGGAGAGCGCAACCCUUCAAUCAGACCACAGCUCCCCGAUGAAGCAGUGUCGGUGAUCCAGAAGUCACUAGAAUCCCUGGUAGAUGCUUCUGAGAUAUUCCCCUCCAUCAUUAAAACCGACCUCCACGCCAGCAUCCUCCACAUCUUUGCCACUAUCCUCAGCACCGGUGCCUGCCAGGCUAAGGUGGUCCCCCAAGCCUUUCCGAUCUUCAAACGUUUCCUUCAAACUGUUGCAACCGCCUCUACAUUGGCAGCCAGCUCUGAUUUGAUCCGUGGCUGUCUCCAUCGAUUUCUCUCAAUUCUCUCGCACGCUCAGCGCCGCGAAUCAGAAACCUCGCUUCCAUGCGCCAAGAACACCCUUCUCGCCUGUACCAUACUUCUCACCAACGCGUCACGUUCUCUGGCCCCCAACGAUCCUCUCAUCACACGUACAUUAGAUGAAAUGCUCGGCUGCCUCCAGGAUCUCGGUCUCGCCAAGGUCGUUGCAAGUUGCCUUCGCUCUCUUAUAAUGGUCAGCCCCAAAAGCGAGACCGACGAGUCAAUCGCACGAUACCUCUUCCCACGUCUACUUCUCUUCACAGCAGACACAGAACUACCAGAUCCGGAGAACGCACGCUCACUCACCGCGCACGCUCUCACAUCUUUCGUUACGACUACUUCAGGCGACGCAUCCUCAGCUGCAAUGUGCAUCAUCAUCCCGAUGCUUCUGACCCGCGCCUCAGCUGAGGGCAAGGCUGUCUACCUCGAAACCUCGAAAAGACUGCUCGAACUAGCAGGUGGCAAUCUAACGCCUAUGUUCAGGGGUGUGGUGGCUAAGAUGAGCGCCGGACAAAGAACCUUUAUGGAGACCGUCAUUCGAGAAGGUGGGGGAGCAGGGAGAAGCACUGGCGGGAAUAGGGAGAGCGCUGCAGAGACGGAACCCAGCAUUGCGCUCAAGUUGAAUUUUGGAGGAAGAUGA
Messenger RNA from Letharia columbiana, 6129 nucleotides. RefSeq lists its product as uncharacterized. NCBI's taxonomy places the organism in Eukaryota, Fungi, Ascomycota, Lecanoromycetes, Lecanorales, Parmeliaceae. Bases 1 to 6129 code for a protein of 2042 amino acids. Gene Ontology annotation, biological process: intracellular protein localization; retrograde transport, endosome to Golgi; endocytosis. Gene Ontology annotation, cellular component: endocytic vesicle; Golgi apparatus; membrane. The record is from RefSeq and is a predicted model, not a curated record. The transcript is spliced from 6 exons.